GGGCCGGGCUUCAGUACGGUGACGACGUCCAAAGAAUUGCCUUGUUCCAGGGGCUCUUCUAAUAUCUUUUGGGUUUAAAAAUACUUAAAAUAUAUGUUAUGCAGUUGCUCCGGUGGAUAGUUCCACUUUUGGUGAUUGGAGGAUGUUCCGCUAGUCCGCAGAAUGUACUACUACUAUUGGCUGAUGAUGCUGGCUUCGAAUCGGGCGCUUAUCUUAACAAAUUCUGCCAAACCCCUAAUCUGGAUGCAUUGGCCAAACGGGGAUUGCUGUUCAACAACGCCUUCACUUCGGUGAGCAGUUGCAGCCCCAGUCGGUCUCAGUUGCUCACUGGGCAGGCUAGUCACUCGAGUGGCAUGUACGGACUCCAUCAGGGCGUUCAUAACUUUAAUGUCUUGCCAGAGACCGGCUCACUACCCAAUUUAAUCCGUGACCAAAGUGGCGGUGGCAUCUUGAGCGGCAUAAUUGGCAAGAAACAUGUGGGGGCUGCUUCCAAUUUCCGUUUUGAUUUCGAGCAGACAGAGGAGCAGCAUUCAAUUAACCAGAUCGGAAGAAACAUUACCCGGAUGAAGGAGUACGCCAGACAGUUCCUCAAACAAGCUAAGGAUGAAAAGAAACCAUUCUUCCUGCUGGUCGGCUUCCAUGAUCCUCAUCGUUGUGGCCACAUCACCCCGCAGUUUGGAGAAUUCUGUGAGCGUUGGGGAAGUGGUGAGGAGGGAAUGGGUAGCAUUCCAGACUGGAAACCCAUCUACUAUGAUUGGCGCAAUUUGGAAGUGCCUGCUUGGUUGCCCGAUACGGAUGUAGUACGUCAGGAACUGGCUGCUCAGUACAUGACCAUCUCCAGGUUGGAUCAGGGAGUGGGUGUGAUGCUUAAGGAGCUAGAGGAGGCGGGUCUGGCAGAUCAGACUCUAGUGAUCUACACCUCUGAUAACGGACCACCAUUCCCCGGAGGAAGAACUAAUCUCUACGAGCACGGCAUUCGCUCUCCUUUGAUCGUCAGCUCGCCAAAGAAGGAGGAUCGCCACCACGAAACCACCGCAGCCAUGGUUAGUCUUCUGGAUAUAUACCCAAGUGUACUGGAUGCUCUUCAGAUUCCUAAGCCCAAUGAUACAAAGAUCGUUGGGAAAUCCAUACUCCCUGUACUAAGAGAGGAACCUCCAAUUAAGGAGAGCGAUGCAGUGUUUGGGAGCCACAGUUAUCAUGAGGUGACCAUGGCCUAUCCUAUGAGGAUGGUGCGGAAUAGGCGGUAUAAGCUUAUCCAUAACAUCAACUACUGGGCAGACUUUCCUAUCGACCAGGACUUCUAUACCUCACCCACUUUCCAGCAAAUACUGAAUGCCACAAUUAACAAGCAAUCCUUGCCGUGGUACCGAUCUUUACUACAAUACUACCAGAGACCAGAAUGGGAGCUAUACGACAUUAAGGUUGAUCCCUUGGAACGAUCUAAUUUGGCGGAGAAACCCAAGUACAAUGGUACUCUGAAACAGCUUCGCCAGCAGCUCUUCGAUUGGCAGGUGGCCACCAAGGAUCCCUGGCGAUGUGCUCCGCAUGCAGUUCUUCAGGAACAGGGCAUCUUCAAGGAUCAGCCAGCCUGUCUAACUUUGGGUCACGAAGCAUUGCAAUGGCCCAAGCGAAAGAUUCUCAGCCAGUAUGAGGAGUAUGUGGUUAUUUCUUAGGUCUGAUUAAGUAUUUGUUAGAUAGUGUUUGCUGUCUUAUCGCACAUUCAAUAAAAACACCUCAAAGUGCUGAUAACAUAAAAA
This is a messenger RNA of Drosophila eugracilis, 1757 nucleotides long. RefSeq names its product N-sulphoglucosamine sulphohydrolase (gene Sgsh). Gene Ontology annotation, molecular function: arylsulfatase activity. Bases 99 to 1673 code for a protein of 524 amino acids. The record is from RefSeq and is a predicted model, not a curated record. NCBI's taxonomy places the organism in Eukaryota, Metazoa, Arthropoda, Insecta, Diptera, Drosophilidae. The transcript has a single exon.